Molecule: messenger RNA, 5041 nt
Organism: Anguilla rostrata (American eel)
Lineage: Eukaryota; Metazoa; Chordata; Actinopteri; Anguilliformes; Anguillidae
Gene: best2
Product: bestrophin 2
Exons: 8
Coding region: 2391-4289 (632 amino acids)
Molecular function (GO): chloride channel activity
Source: RefSeq, a predicted model, not a curated record
GCGGGGGGCUCCAUCCACACUUUUACAGCUGCAGGCGGGUCGGUUUGGGUCGCUCAGCAGCACACCAUGCCCGGUUGGUCAGAUUCGUAGUGACAGACCUUAAAUUAGCGGCAGUCUUUCAUCUGCAAUCCACGACCUGAACAAACAAGCGUCCCUGUGGAGCUGGUACAGUGUAUUAUGUCAGAUUAGUUAUAAAAGUGGAAGUUCUUGCUAAUGGCGAACUUGAUGGAAAAAUAAAAAAAAAAGUUUUAGGAGUUCACUUGGCAGUAGUGUUUAGUAUAAAUGUUAAUGCAAAAUAAACGGCAGUGCGUUUUUCCUGUUUCCGCAUUUGCUCAGUGAUUUGCGCCAUACGAUGAUGCUGACGUGCGUGCUUUUAACGGUGGUCUUUCGAACCCUGGCGCUGUGCAGUCAUGUGUUAACAGCGGGAGCCUGUGCUAACGAGCUCAGUCGUUUUUUGGAGCUCUCCCGGGGCGUUCUGACCACUGAACAUAUCGUUCUGGGGAUUCCCCCCCCCCCCCAGUUCCAUUAUUCCGUUAUAUCUACUGGUCGAUUUGUACUAUACCGUCCACAUUAUCACAGAACUCAAUUGACGAAUGCCUUGAUUCGGAAUACAUUGUUAUAGUUUUAAAAACUGUUUUUAGAAAUGCCUGUAAUGUAAUGUAAUGUAGAAAGCAGAUCUGUCCCAACAGGCAUUCAUAAAAGUUACUGAUCUCAACAAGACUGGUGCACUCUUACCAAAACAUGCUGUCAUCACAACUUUUUUAGCAUCAUAAUCAAUAAAAUAAGCGAUCAUUUUCCCAUCUCAUUUGAUUAAAAUACAGCAUAAUUCCUGUUUAGGUUUUCAAAACAUCACUUAAAUUACCUUUGCGCAAUUACGCGUGCUUUUCCUAGGUUCGUCAUAUUGUGUAUAUUUGGCAAAUGGAAAGGAGAAUAUUGAAACCAGCAUUUGUCUUAUUGUAAGAGGUUAAUUGACCGAACUUUAGAAAUACCACUCAUCAGUUAACUGCAAUUGUCUCCGCCCACUUUGGAUUUCACACACCCAAACAGCACCUCCUACACAGACGCUGAAUAUAUGCAAACGCGGAUUGGGUGCGGUGGUCAUUAUGUUGGGGGACCUGUGCAGAGAAGAGUAGGCUAUUUUAACCCAAUAGAGAAGGGGAACCGGACGGAAAAGCCUAUUAGUGACAGGUUCAAAAGAGUGCCAAUAAUAAAAUUCCAAUAGUGUUAAACAAAAUUGUUUGGAUGUUUGAAAAUUUAAGGAAUCUUCAAUAAUUUGGUCGUUCAGGUACGUAGCCUAUGCAGUGGAAGGGAGGUAGUCUAUUUAGUGAAACAGUUGAAUAUUUCAAAAUUUUCGCGGUUAUUGUUCAUGAAUUAACAUAUAACUGAUAUUUUUGUGCACAGAUGUAAGGCGUGUGAACUUUGUAACUGGCACAAAACGUUGUCGAACGAGAAUAAUCUUGUCAUUGCCUUUUAACAAUUUAGAGGGUUAAUGAUAGUUACGAACACUUCCUGAGAUUGCAUCCCGUUUGUAACAUUACUAGGUGCCUGUUACAUUGUAGGCAGGCACUAUCUUAAAAUGUGUGCCGAUGAAUGCAUCUAAUUCGUUUUGUCACUUAAGAGCCAGCAAAUGCCAUGCAUUUCUCGCCUACCAAAACAAACCUCAUGGUUUUCACAAAAAAAAAAAAAACUUCUCGGCGUGUCGUCGUUAUCUCAUGGCCAUUGCCUGGAAACAAGGUUAAACAUUUUUUUUAAACCCAGUAGGUCUUCUUCGUUCCUACUGCACACAAGCUACUGCUGUGAAAAAUGCUGUUGUGGGGUAUAGGCUACAUGGAGAUUAUUACUAUGGUACACCAUAAAAGGUUAUUCUUUGCAUAACAGCGCUUGCCAUAAUAUAAAACCACCAGCUUAAAAUAAUUUAUUAACAUAAUUUCGAUAUUUGUGAGAAUAACGGCUAAAAUGGCUAUAGCCCAGUUAGUCUAAUAAGGAUUUCAUACAGAGCAAUACAAGUACAUAGACAAUAAAGCAAAAAUGAAGCUUAACAUUAUUUUAAAAAAUGGCUUAUAAACGUCAAUGUGUAUAUGUGAUAAUUAAUAUACAAUGAAUGAAAUUCUAUCAUAGUACCAAGUUCUUGAAGUUGUUGGCAUUCUUUAAUUGCAACUCCUAGGAUAAAUUGCAACUUCCUCUCUAGUCGACUCUUAUCACCAUUGUACAAACUUUUCUGCCCAACAGAAAUCUGCAAAAUAGCAGGAACACGUGACACCAGGAUGUCUGUGGCAAUUUGAAGCGCUUUGGUACUCAACGCACUGUACAGUUUGGUGUCCGAAACGACUGCUAAUAUCUCUCCUGUCGGAACCGAAUGACCUUCAAAUCCUGAACCUGGCAUUUUAAUCAUGACUGUCACUUACACUGGAAGAGUGGCGAACGCUCGUUUUUGUGGGUUCUCUAAGUUGCUUUUGGCGUGGAAGGGAAGUAUUUACAAGGUAUUGUACAAGGAGUUCCUCGCGUUUUUCGCUAUGUACACCGCUAUCAGCAUCACGUACAGAUUCUUUCUCCUGGAUGAUCAUAAGAGGUACUUUGAAAAACUGGCCAUAUACUGUAAUCACUAUGCAAGCCUCAUCCCCAUGUCCUUCGUGUUAGGUUUUUAUGUGACGCUAGUGGUAAACCGCUGGUGGAGUCAGUACACCUGCAUCCCGUUGCCCGACCGACUCAUGUGCGUGCUCUCGGGUGGCUUGCAGGGCGGCGACGAGCGCGGCCGGCUGCUACGGCGCACCCUGAUGCGCUACGCUAGCCUGUCGGCACUGCUGAUCUUGCGCUCAGUCAGCACUGCAGUCUUCAAGCGUUUCCCCACCAUUGAUCACGUCGUGGAAGCCGGGUUUAUGACGAGGGACGAGCGAAAGAAGUUCGAGAACCUGCAGUCGCCAUACAAUAAGUACUGGAUGCCGUGCGUGUGGUUCACAAACCUAGCGGCCGUGGCUCGCUGCGAAGGCAGGAUCAAGGAUGACAACACUCUCAAACUGCUGCUGGAGGAACUCAACGCAUUCAGAGGGAACUGCAGCAUGCUCUUCCAUUAUGACAUGAUCAGCGUGCCUCUGGUCUACACUCAGGUAGCAGAACAGCUAGUUAACCCCUUUGGUGAGGAUGAUGAUGAUUUUGAGACUAACUGGUUAAUUGACAGGAACUUCCAGGUGUCCAUGAUGGCUGUGGAUGAGAUGUAUGGUGACCUCCCAGUUCUGGAACGGGACCGUUACUGGAACGACUCAAACCCUCGUCCACCCUACACUGCUGCCACUCUUUUUGUCCUCCGAAAACCCUCCUUCCAGGGUUCCACUUUUGACAUGGCCGUUCCAAAAGAGGAGAUGCACUUCCAGCCCCUGGAGGACAUAGCAGAGAACCUGGAGGAGUCUGGGAGAAGGCACCCUAACCACGCCCUGCUCAGCCGCCUCCUGAACGUCGCCCCUUCCCCGACCGGCCUGGUGGGCGGAGCCAUCCGCCGGACCUCCGCCCAGCUCCAGAGACUGACGCGCUCCCCGAGCCCGGGCCCCGGCUCCUCGGUCUCCACGGACGACAGCGACGGAGACGACGACGGCGGCGGCAGCUCGAUGCACUCCGCCCUGUGCCAGGACACCCAGAGCACCAUCUGCAGCUGCGGGGAGUUCGCCGGCCCCCGCCCGGCCCCACGGCCGGCGGGCGAGGGAGAGAGGGAGGGCGAGACGGAGAAGGACGACGCGAACCACUGGCAGAGUAGGACGGAGAAAGAAAAGAGGGAUGAGAAGGAGGAGUACGAAAACAAGAAAGAGGCCUUCAAAGUGAAGGCCCCGGCUACUCCACCACCUCCCUUUCUCCCUCCCCCGCUAAAACCCCAGGAUUCAACCGCGUACACUGCAGCACAGGCCCCAGGGCUCUUCCGCCACCCUCCCCAGAGACGGGCCUCCAACCAGUUCACAGCCAUCCCCUCCAGGUCCCCCGUGCUCAGGGUCAAGGACUACCCGACUUCCCCACGUGCCACGAGCAGCAGCUCAAUCCAGGAUUUCUUCUCCUUCAAGCCAAUCGGCGAUCAGUCCAGGGCCACACCCACUCCCACAAAGCCGGCCAAUGAAAGUGGGUCGAGACAGUCUCUGCUCACCGUCCCAACAUUUUCCAGUGCAGGUUCUCAAGAAAGAGCAUCUCCUCCAAUAACGACAGCCUGCUCAACCCCAGCCAAUCACUGUCAGCAUUCGCAAAACGUUAGCGUGGGGUCAGAGGUGCAACAACCAGCCCAAUUAUUUCCAAAUGGCGAGAACAAUUAUUAGUGUAUGUAACAACGGCCAAAAACGGUCACUGUAAUAACUUUAUCCUCUUUAAUGUAUUAACUGCCAAUUGGUGCAAUCAUCUUGGAACGGUUAACGUAAUAACUUUUGCCAGUUCAUGUAGUAACAUACUGCAUUAAAUGGCAGUUUUUUGGGGUUUUUUUACAAAAGAGGACAAAGUUAUUACAUUAACAUAAGCCAUUGUACAUCAGUGGAAAGAAAAUGUAACCAUCUCACCAAAGGCAGGAAGGCAACAGGGGGCUCAACAGACCAGUGACAGACAGGAAAAUCAAACACUGAAUGAAGCAGGCCCUACUACAUCAGUCAUCCAUUUCAAACUCCACGGACAGACUGUGGGGGACAUGGGGGGGGGGGGGUGGGUGUUUGCAGCAGAGACAAUGUGCUGCAGCACUUCAACACAAUCGCCAAAGAUCUGCGUGCACUUCACAAAGAGAGAACCCGGGAUUCUAUCUGCAAAAGUAACGACAGAGAAGAAAGAGAAACACAAUACAGGUACUACUGCAGAGAGCUGUUCAAUACAGGGUUCCGUUUGAUAUAUUAAUUCAUCGUUUAAUUCCAGUUCUAUCUCUGCUAGUUCAGCAUCUAGAUUUUUAUAGUUAACUACAGCUUUUCUACAGAUACUUUUGAAGUAUAUACUGUAACUUUUUUGAAAAAAAGUUUGUUUGCUGAAUGAAACUGCAAACUGUGGCAGUUGUAUUACACAUUCAAAAAUAAAUAGGAGAACAAUGACACGG